AUGUCCUUCAAUCGUAAACAAAGAUCACGGUCUGGUUGCAAUUGCUGUAAGAAGGCUAGGAUAAAAUGUGAUGAGACUAAACCAAAAUGCGAAAACUGCAUAAGAAGAGGACAUGACUACUGCGAUUACUCAAUACAGCUGAAAUGGGGUAAAAAGCCUCUCAAAAACUCACAAAAAAUCACGAAAGACCUUCCAGAUGCCUCUUUUGUCGACGGUAUACUGGUAAUGGCAAAGAAAAGAGUUAAAAAAUCAAUAAAGGGUGUUGGCGCUAAUAUAGAAAGCUUGCCUCUCGAAAGCGGCCGGAUGUUGCUGGCACCAUCGCAUGUGCCGAAUCUUGGAUCAUCCACUUUGUCAAAUUUCGUCACUUCGCCUGCCCUUGGGCUUGUUUGUGACAAUGUCAGUGCCAUUGAAGAUCCUGAUCAGGAACGAGACACAGAGUUGGCAGACAUGGUUAUUGGCAGCUUACCACGGGGGUCACCUCUACUAGUCAGCGAUCUUUUAAAAGAUCAGGUUAAUUUUGAUCACAAGUAUUUUAAUUUGAACGCCCUGCGCCUUGCCCAUCCUUCGCCGAAUAUUCUCUUCAACUCUGUCUACUAUUCGGAGCUUUUUGGUUUUUAUCUUCGGGAAACAUCACAUUUAUUAGUGCCUACUCCUCACUAUGAAUAUCGAACAAAUCCUUUCCACACCAUCCUUCCACAAAUGGCAAUGCAAAGUUCAACCCUAAUGAAUUUGAUCUUGGCAUUUGGGGCCAAUCACAGGAAGCAAAUUAUGGAUUACCAGCAAGGAUCCCAUAUCGCACCAUUAGAUAUUACGAGGAGAGAUGAAUCAGUGGCAAAUGCGCUUCUAAGUCAAACUUUUGUGCAACUAUUCGCUCAUUUAACGGACAUAAAACAAAGGCGUGAUAACACUACACUAGCUACUAUUCUCAUGCUUGCAGGGUUUGAUAUUUUCUUUAGCGAUACCAGAAAUAAAUGGAGAGCUCAUAUUUUUGGUGCCCGAGGGCUGAUACUAGAUAAAUUAAGGACAGGGCACAAAAGCUCCUUCCGUGUUACAUCCACAGCCACUGCCACAGACGCCGACACUUUUUUGGAUCACUGGUUUUCUUAUUUGAAUAUUAUUGCAUCCCUCUCUUCGGUUAAAAGAAAUGUAGCAAAAGAAUCGUUGAGAUCACUCACCUACGAGUUUGAUUACGAAGAACGUAAAUCAGAAAUAUAUGAGCGCCGGCUACGCUGGGAAGAUAUAGAUUAUCUUACUGGUAUGGAAACCAAAGUCUUAUCGUUACUAGCAGAUAUCGCUGACUUGGUAGACCAAAAGGAAUCGCUGGCAGAUUUAAUUGAACUACAUCCACUACUGCUGAAGGCGUUGGACUUGGACCACAAUAUUUUGACUUACCUAGAUGAGUCAGAAGUUGAGAGAGAUGCGAUUGAGAAAGAUGUAUUUGAUGGUCGCCUUCGUCUAACUAAGCUCUGCUCCAGUACAGAUUCUAACUACAAGACUUAUAAAACAUUGAGGGCGAUUAAUAUGAUCUUUGGUUUGACGGGUUUACUGCAAUUAAAGAGAAGGGUCAUAGGCAUUCCGCAGGGAAGUCCAGUGAUAAAGGACCUCUUGAUACGUGUUACGAAACUAAUAGAGGAAUGGAUACCCUUCAAUUCUUCGGCAGAAUCUUGUAUCACAUUUUGCCUUUUCUGCUGCGGCUGUGAACUUGUAAGUAGGGAUCUUGUGUCAUCUCGCAAGAUAUAUAUGGAUCACAUCGAGAUUUUGCUACAGAACGGUAUGGCAAGUGCCCAACAGGCAAAGAUGGUGAUGGAGGAUUGCUGGAAAGACAAAAAGAGCUGGUGGGAAAUUUUGGAGGAACGAAAUUUGGAUCUAGCGUUUGCCAUUUGA
Messenger RNA from Lachancea nothofagi CBS 11611, 1884 nucleotides. Lineage: Eukaryota; Fungi; Ascomycota; Saccharomycetes; Saccharomycetales; Saccharomycetaceae. The record is from the annotation of a GenBank genome assembly.